AGAGGAGGGGGUCGAGGUGGGGAAUGGCUGGCUUUGUCUGCAGACGUUCUCCCAGGAGGAGAGCGCGUGGAACGGAUCUUUGGAACCACUUAAGCAUAGGACUGCAGCGUGGCGAGAAUUGCCGAGAGGAUUAAAUGUCCGAAUGCAUGAAAAGCAUUUAACACUGUGCUCGGAUCCGACAUUUCCGUUCCCUGCCACCCAAGCGCCAUGAGGGGCCUUCUUUGCUCGCCACUGCCCAUGUUGCUGUUUCUUCUUCAGCCCUGGGAAACCCAGCUCCAGUUUGCAGGUCCCAGGUGUCGGUCGGGGCCCCUGGAUUUGGUGUUCGUGAUUGACAGCUCGCGCAGCGUGCGCCCCUUUGAGUUCGAGACCAUGCGGCAGUUCCUGGUGGGCCUCCUCCGCGGCCUGGACGUGGGGCCCGAUGCCACGCGCGUCGGCGUGAUCCAGUACUCGAGUCAAGUGCAAAGCGUCUUCCCGCUGGGCGCCUUCUCGCGCCGCGAGGAUAUGGAGCGCGCCAUCCGCGCGCUGGUGCCGCUAGCUCAAGGCACCAUGACGGGGCUGGCAAUCCAGUACGCCAUGAACGUGGCCUUCAGUGUGGCCGAGGGCGCGCGCCCCCCGCAGGCGCGCGUGCCGCGCAUCGCUGUCAUCGUGACCGACGGGCGGCCCCAGGAUCGCGUGGCUGAGGUGGCGGCGCAGGCGCGCGCCCGCGGCAUCGAGAUCUACGCAGUGGGGGUGCAGCGCGCCGACGUGGGCUCCCUGCGGGCCAUGGCGUCUCCCCCGCUGGACGAGCACGUCUUCCUCGUUGAGUCCUUCGAUCUUAUCCAGGAGUUUGGCCUGCAGUUCCAGGGCCGGCUCUGUGGAAAGGACCUGUGUACUGAGGGGGGACACGGCUGCCAGCACCAAUGUGUCAGCGCCCCAGGCACGUUCCACUGUGCCUGCAACCCUGGCUACCAGCUAGCUGCAGAUAACAAGAGCUGUUUGGCCAUUGACCUGUGCACUCAAGGGACCCAUGGCUGUGAGCACCACUGCAUCAGCUCCCCAGGCUCCUAUUUCUGUCGCUGCCGAGCUGGCUUUGUACUCCAGCAGGACCAGAGAAGCUGCAGGGCCAUUGACCACUGCAGCUUUGGGAACCACAGCUGCCAGCAUGAGUGUGUUAGCACAUUUGCUGGGCCACGGUGCCACUGCAGAGAGGGCCACGACUUGCUGCCCGAUGGGAAGAGCUGUGAGGCCCGGGACCUUUGCAAUGGUGUAGACCAUGGAUGUGAGUUCCAGUGUGUGAGUGAGGGCCUCUCUUACCGCUGCCUGUGCCCCGAGGGCCAGCAACUCCAAGCAGAUGGCAAGAGCUGCAACCGGUGCCGGGAAGGCCACGUGGACCUGGUUCUGCUCGUCGAUGGCUCCAAGAGCGUGCGCCCGCAGAAUUUCGAGCUGGUGAAGCGCUUUGUGAACCAGAUCGUGGAUUUCCUGGACGUGUCCCCCGAGGGCACGCGCGUGGGGCUGGUGCAGUUCUCGAGCCGCGUGCGCACCGAAUUCCCGCUGGGCCGCUAUGGCACGGCGGCCGAGGUCAAGCAGGCGGUCCUGGCCGUGGAAUACAUGGAGCGCGGUACCAUGACAGGGCUGGCGCUGCGCCACAUGGUGGAGCACAGCUUCUCCGAGGCGCAAGGCGCACGGCCCCGCGCCCUCAACGUGCCUCGCGUGGGCCUGGUCUUCACCGACGGCCGCUCCCAGGAUGACAUCUCGGUGUGGGCCGCGCGCGCCAAGGAGGAAGGCAUCGUCAUGUACGCCGUGGGCGUGGGCAAGGCGGUGGAGGAGGAGCUGCGCCAGAUCGCCUCCGAGCCCGCGGAGCUGCAUGUGUCCUACUCCCCUGACUUUGGCACCAUGACGCACCUGCUGGAGAACCUCAGAGGCAGCAUCUGCCCGGAGGAGGGCAUCGGCCCAGGUACAGAGCUUCGGAGCCCGUGCGAAUGCGAAAGCCUCGUGGAGUUCCAGGGCCGCACGCUGGGGGCGCUCGAGAGGCUGACGCAGAACCUGGCCCAGCUGACGGCGCGCCUGGAGGAUCUGGAGAACCAGCUGGCCACCCAGAAGUGAGGGCCGCCAGGGCCGGGAGCCGGGCAGGGGCGCGGCCCCGCGGACUGUGCCCUCGGGGCGCCGUCGGGGCGCCGGGGCCGGGCAGCUCCGGGGCCCCGAGGACUUGGGCUGUCGGGGAGGGGGCGCUGGCGGGCUCCCAGCGCUGCGCUCGAGCUGGCCUCGCCUGGACCAGAAGCCGGACUGCGGGGGACCGAGGGGCGCGCUAGGUCCGCACGCCCUCGCUGCGUGCUGCGCUCAGUUCUUUGUUGGAUUUCCUUUUUGUUUUCUU
Messenger RNA from Leptonychotes weddellii (Weddell seal), 2350 nucleotides. Lineage: Eukaryota; Metazoa; Chordata; Mammalia; Carnivora; Phocidae. The record is from RefSeq and is a predicted model, not a curated record.